Aplosporella prunicola CBS 121167 is the source of this 1574-nucleotide messenger RNA. RefSeq lists its product as uncharacterized. The coding region runs from base 486 to 1346 and encodes 286 amino acids. Gene Ontology annotation, molecular function: nicotinate-nucleotide adenylyltransferase activity; nicotinamide-nucleotide adenylyltransferase activity. The record is from RefSeq and is a predicted model, not a curated record. The transcript has a single exon. Gene Ontology annotation, biological process: NAD+ biosynthetic process. NCBI's taxonomy places the organism in Eukaryota, Fungi, Ascomycota, Dothideomycetes, Botryosphaeriales, Aplosporellaceae.
CAAAACCUCAGGCCAUGGUUCUAUCGUCGACGAAACUAUAUUACCUCACGUCCCUCUCGGCCGUUUUUUCAAGCCAAGGCACGCCGCGAUCGUGCGUGAGAAUAGUCUCAUGUCGGCGAUUGCGGCGGCCCCCCCGGACUCGGCAGGGUCUUCUUCUUUAAGACGAUCGCGCGCUGCUCUCGUCGGCUUAGGCUAAGCUACCUAACGCCCUCCUCCUUCUCGCGCGACCCCGCCGUCUUUCCAUCCAUCCACUUCCUUCCAGCCGGUUGCGUCCUCGUUACCUAUUUGACCCCUCACCUUCCCACCCUUCCAACCGUGCCCGCCUCUCUGACCUCCGACCGACCUGACCGAACUUCCCGGCCCGCCGCCGUUCGCCUCGGACGUCAUACUUCGACUCAUAUCCGCUUCACCACCGUCUCAACCCUCACCACCUCUCUCCCUCUUCUUUUCCACACCCACCACUUUUUCCCUCCCCAGACGCCGCCAUGUCGCAGUCCCCGCAAAAUGGCGUCUCUGGCCACUCCACGCCCGCUCUCGAGCUGGCCGACUACCAGUUUCCCACCCAGCGCCUGAAGAAGGUGCUCAGCGACAGCGGCAAGACCCCCCUGGUCUUGGUCGCAUGCGGCUCCUUCAGCCCUAUUACCUACCUGCACCUGCGCAUAUUCGAAAUGGCCCGGGACUGGGCCCGGUACAACACCGAUUUCGAAGUUAUCGGUGGUUUUCUUUCACCAGUCGGCGACGCCUACAAGAAAGCUGGGCUCGCUUCUGCAAACCACCGUGUACGGAUGUGCGAGCUCGCCGUCGACGACUCGCCUUGGGUCGUCGUUGACAAAUGGGAGCCACUGCACAAAGAGUACCAGCCCACGGCCCGUGUGCUAGACCACUUCGACCAUGAGCUGAACGAAGUCCUUGGCGGUAUUGAGGAUUACACGGGCCAGAAGAAGAAGAUCAGAGUGGCGCUCCUUGCUGGAGCCGAUUUGAUCCAGACCAUGUCUACCCCGAAUCUGUGGGCACCCAAGGAUCUCGACCACAUUCUGGGAGAGUAUGGUGCAUUCAUUGUCGAGCGCGAAGGCACCGAUAUCGACGAUGCGCUUGCCAGUCUCCAACAAUGGCGGAACAACAUCUACGUCAUCCACCAGCUUGUGAAGAAUGACGUUUCCAGCACGAGAAUAAGGCUGUUUUUGAAGCGCGACAUGUCGAUUCGUUACUUGGUGCCAGAGCCGGUCGUCAAGUACAUCGAGGCAAACGCACUUUACAAUGACGAUGUAGCUUCGGUGGCUGGCAAGGACCAGCCCGAGAACAAGGGGAAGGCUAUUGCUGAGGCCUCUGGCUCCACGACGGUCUAGAUUGAUUCUGGACAGCAUGCUGUGUUUCGACCGACAGGGGUGGUCGACUUUCUUAUUUUUGCCGUUUACGAUGGGAUACCAUGCAAUCGAGGCUGGGUAGGUAUGGCGUUGGGUUAAAUUUAGAUAUCAGACAGAGAGCCGUCACCGGCGCCACAUGGGCGGCUUCUGUCUUUUGUGCAUAGAGUAGCAAAGAAUUGCAAGAUCUCUCACCUAUGGAUGACGCUCGGC